AUGGAAAGUUCAUUAAGGGAAUCACUCAGUACAAUUCACAUGCAAAAGGUUUUUAUGUUGAUCAGGAUGGCCAAACGCUGUCGUGGUUUCCAAAUGCUGAGGCAACAUAUGAUGCUACCAGAUGAACCCCACAUCUUGUCUUGCAGAGAUUUAGAGUGUUCCAUAGAUACAUACCUUCCAAGCUAUUCGGGUUUAUUUGGUGUCAAGAAAGAAGCAGGCGACAAUUCAAAAUUUGUCGAUAUUGAACGACAAGACGGGAUUACCAUUAAUGAUUAUACCAAUAGUUAUGCUCAAAAGAGACUACCUCUAUGCGAGCAAUAUUCCUACCAUUCAUACGGCAAUUUAAGUUUGCCAGAAAUGAUGGAGCCUGAAAGAGAGGUGAAUUUUCAAGCGAGUUCCAUGGAUUAUCAAAUUAAGCCUGAAAGAGAGGUGAAGUUACAAGCGAGUACCAUGGGUUAUCAAAUUAAUGGCAAUUUUGAAUUGCCAAGAUUCACUUACAAUGAUUUUGUUGGAAGAAUUUUGUGA
Olea europaea var. sylvestris is the source of this 525-nucleotide messenger RNA. RefSeq lists its product as uncharacterized. The transcript is spliced from 4 exons. The record is from RefSeq and is a predicted model, not a curated record. Lineage: Eukaryota; Viridiplantae; Streptophyta; Magnoliopsida; Lamiales; Oleaceae. Bases 1 to 525 code for a protein of 174 amino acids.